AUGAGCAUCACGGAUGUGCUGAGUGCCGAGGACAUUGCAGCAGCCCUUCAGGAAUGCCAAGAUCCAGACACCUUCGAACCCCAAAAGUUCUUCCAGACAUCAGGCCUCUCCAAAAUGACAGCCAGUCAGGUGAAGGACGUUUUCCGGUUCAUAGACAAUGACCAGAGUGGAUACCUAGACGAAGACGAGCUUAAGUUUUUCCUGCAGAAGUUUGAGAGCGGGGCCAGGGAGCUGACCGAGUCAGAGACCAAGUCGUUGAUGGCGGCUGCAGAUACUGAUGGAGACGGGAAGGUUGGCGCGGACGAAUUUCAGGAAAUGGUGCAUUCUUAA
Messenger RNA from Castor canadensis (American beaver), 330 nucleotides. RefSeq names its product oncomodulin 2 (gene Ocm2). Gene Ontology annotation, cellular component: cytoplasm. The record is from RefSeq and is a predicted model, not a curated record. Gene Ontology annotation, molecular function: calcium ion binding. Lineage: Eukaryota; Metazoa; Chordata; Mammalia; Rodentia; Castoridae.